AUGUCGUCGCCGAGGCGGUCCGAGGCAGCGGAGCAGAUUCUGCUCGUGGGGAAUUUGGAGAGUCGGGUCAGGGAGGAGAUCCUCUACGAGCUCUUCCUGCAGGCUGGCCCAUUAACCAAAGUGACAAUUUGUGAGGACAAAGAAGGAAAACCUAAGUCUUUUGGAUAUGUCUGCUUUAAACACAAAGUAUCAGUGCCUUAUGCAAAAGCUCUGCUGGAUGGAAUCCAUUUGUAUGGAAGACCAAUUACUGUGCAGUAUUGGAGGGAGAGUUCUCACUCACCAGAACUAGACAGUUGUACAGAUGGUUUUGAACACCAUGUUGACUUAGAUUCUCCUCCAGACAGGCAUCAAGAGCUUUCUGGAAAUUGUCCAUUUCCUGUUGCUCCUUUGCCAGUGAACAACAGUUUACUUCACGAUCACCCUGGCUUUCAAGAGGUGAAUCAAACUGCACAAUUCAAGACUACACAGAGUUCUCCUAAACUGGCCAUAUCCAAGUGACUGUCAAGUGCACCAAGCAGGAUGAAAGAAAGAAAAUGGCAAAGCUGUGACAAUGACACUAGUACUGAAGAUAAUAAAAGGAGACAAAGACAGCCUGGCCAAAACCGGAAAAAAAAAAAAAAAGGACACAUUAAUACAUGAAUACUGGAUAAAUAUUUUUUAUUAUUGUAUUUGCUUUAAUCUUUGAACUUUAUUAAAGAAGGAAUGUUCAAGAU
This is a messenger RNA of Sturnus vulgaris (Common starling), 713 nucleotides long. It is a transcript of the gene RBM11, whose product is annotated as RNA binding motif protein 11. Gene Ontology annotation, biological process: regulation of alternative mRNA splicing, via spliceosome. The record is from RefSeq and is a predicted model, not a curated record. Gene Ontology annotation, molecular function: single-stranded RNA binding. NCBI's taxonomy places the organism in Eukaryota, Metazoa, Chordata, Aves, Passeriformes, Sturnidae. Gene Ontology annotation, cellular component: nucleus.